AGCCUGACCCUAUGGAAAAGAAACACAAGGGUCAGUCCAGUUUGGAAGAAUUGAGACUCAGACCAGGCACUGGAACGGACCAAUCAGAAGGCAGGACAUCAGUGCCUUUUAAUAUGACCAACGCUCUCCGGUCAUCACUUUUCACUGAACGGACCAAGCAACAACAUCAUCCCUCUGAUUGAUGUUCCUCUCGUUGUGUUGGCUGUUGGCGUUUUAUCUGGAAGAAACACGUGUUUGGAGAGAUUACCAUCAAGUGUUGACACACAUCCGUGAAGACUUGGAAAGAAACAACGAACAGAAAAUCCGGACAACAUCAUGUCGAAACGGAUGAAUGCCAAGACACGGAGCGACAUGUGUGGUAAAGGAAGCAGUGGAGAUGGAAAUGGUGACAUGACUGCUGAACUGUGUGGUGAAGUGUACGACAUGUUGUGUGCAAAGAUUAAGGCCGACGACGCGUACGCCAAGAAACGUUCAAAGAUGAGGAAACUGACUGAACCCAAGAAAGUAGCACCGAAGAAGACGAUAAAGAAGACCCAGAAGAAAAAAACAAGCAAACCAGCAGCAGCAGCAGCAGCAACAACCACAGCAGCAGUUGCCACCACAGCAGCAACUGCCACCACCACCACCAUCACAACAGCACAGCAGCCGCAGCAGCAGCAGCAGACACCCAAACGAAGGGGACAUCCUUUUUGAAACCUGCAACACCUGCAACACCUGCAAAAAAGACGACCACGGAAGAAAUUGUCUCUGAAGAUCUCUCAUCAAGAACAGCUGUAAGUACCAUGCUAUCCUUUGGGAUGUGUAUGCCAUGAUGAUAAUGAUGAUGAUGAUGAUAAUGAUGAUGAUGAUGAUGAAUAUUACGAAUGCAUGACGAUGAUAGUGAGUAUACUGAAAGGUUCUUUUCUUGUUGGAUUGACAGGACACCCAUCCUUCCUUCCCCUGAUGCCAGUUCAGCGCAGUCCGUGUUAGAACAGUGGUGGGAACAAAUCCCUCAGGAGCCAACCUAUUCACCGAAUGCGCCUGUGAUGAUGACGACCGGUGACAGUGAUGAUCAUGAAGCGCUCAAGCUGACAACCCUCCCUUCCAUGGAUCUGGACACACCCACCCUGCUUGAUGCUUCUUGGUCUCCAGCAUCACCGGAAGAUGUUAAUGUCUUCUCCUCAGGGAGGCCAUAGACUGUACUUGUUUUACUGAUGGACCUCUCACAUGUUUGGGACCUGUUUGGGACAGUAUGAUGGAGGACCACAUCUUAUGGUGACCCUCAUCUUCACUAGAAGAGCUUGAAGAUGGAAGAGUUUGAUGAAGAUGGAAGAGGAAACGUUUUCGCGUUGUUGUAGGGACAUGCAAAGCGCUCCCUCCUCCAUUGUCUUUUCGUAUUUCCUAUGUAUCUGGUUGUUGGUGUUGUUCAUUAUUAAACAGUGUUUGAUUGAA
Haliotis rufescens (red abalone) is the source of this 1431-nucleotide messenger RNA. RefSeq lists its product as uncharacterized. The record is from RefSeq and is a predicted model, not a curated record. Lineage: Eukaryota; Metazoa; Mollusca; Gastropoda; Lepetellida; Haliotidae. Bases 316 to 693 code for a protein of 125 amino acids. The transcript is spliced from 2 exons.